Messenger RNA from Ipomoea nil (Japanese morning glory), 2574 nucleotides. RefSeq lists its product as uncharacterized. The record is from RefSeq and is a predicted model, not a curated record. Bases 1 to 2574 code for a protein of 857 amino acids. Gene Ontology annotation, molecular function: zinc ion binding. The transcript is spliced from 3 exons. Lineage: Eukaryota; Viridiplantae; Streptophyta; Magnoliopsida; Solanales; Convolvulaceae.
AUGUGGGCUGUCAGCCCGGCUGACAGUCCCGUAUGGGCUGGCGCCGAGAUGACAGCCCCUUUGGGCUGUCAUUUCGAUGGAAUUACGUUAAGGAUAAUGGCAGGUAACCAGGUGGUUGUGUUGAUAUGUCGUCAUUCCGAAUAUGAUGGGCAUAGAGAUGAUGUGGAUUUCAACAUUGCUCCUCAAAAUGCCGUGUUCGUCUCUGCAACAUCUUCAUUCGAACAGUUAGUCGCCGAGAUUAAGAAUUGUUUUCAAAUUGGAGACAAUGUUGGUGCUAUAUUGUUAUGGGGAAAAUUUCAGCCAAAUCAAUCUCUGGGUGAUGUAGUUUAUCCAUUUCCAAUAACCGAUAAUCAGACAUGGUCAUAUUUUUUGGGGGUUAUGUCAACGUUUGGGGCGCUAGUGGUUUUUGUGAAACUUUCACUGCCUUUCCAUUCAACAUUGAACAUGAACAUUGUUCAAGGGGGUACUAGCGUUGACCGCACGCCCAUUAGAACAUGUGAAACACGAAGGCGUAGUGUUGGUCGAUCACGACAAAGCACGCAAGCAGAGCACAUACAGAUAGUACCAAUGGAUCAUCUUAUUUGUGACGCGAAUAAUGCCAUUUUAGACGAAGAAACAAACACAAGUGGGGAUGAAUGUUUGUUUCCUUCCGAUGAUGAUGAUGACGACCCUGAUUAUGAGCCCGUUGAAGAGGUUGAAUCGUCUGCCAACACGUCCAUACAUGAUACGGGUGCUCGUCCGCCAACACAUGAUCCGGAUUGGUACAAUGAUUAUACAUCAUACGGGAAUGCUUUUCAAACUGCUAGUUCGUCCAUUGGAGUUGGAAUGGUGUUCGACAGCUACCGACAGUUAAAGAAUAUGGUGACACAACACAAUCUUGACCAACAUACGCAGUUUAAAACGGCGACCAAGAAGAGCAAAUAUUGGAAGGCUACCUGUUUAUAUCCCCAACAGUGUGCGUGGAUGAUUAGUGCUGCGCAGAUCCAAGAUUCCGAUGCAUGGAAAGUUAAAAAGUUUCAUAAUAUCCACGGAUGCCGUGUGGACUAUACGGAGGGCGGAGAUGACUACAACCUUACCAGUAAAGUGAUUGCGGAACUAAUUUUGCAAAAAAUUGCAGAUGAUCCGCGAUACAAAAUUAAAUACGUCAUCGAAGAUGUCAAGGCAAUAUGGGGUAUUCGGGUUGAUUACAAGAAGGCUUGGUACGCAAAGGUCAUCGCGUUGGAGACGCUGUAUGGAAAGUGGGAUGAGUCCUACAACAUAUUGCCACAGACGUUAAUGGCCAUACAGCAAACAAAUCCAGAUUCCGUUGUUGAUACUGUGUACACGGAAACGGGAGUCCCGAAUGAGUUUCGAUUUAAGUAUGUGUUUUGGGCAUUCAAACCGGCAAUUGAAGGGUUUAAACACUGUUUACCCGUACUUACGGUCGAUGGGACGCAUUUGUACGGAAAGUACAAAGGACACCUUCUAUUAGCAGUAGCUAUAAAUGCCAACAAAGAAAUACAUCCAGUUGCAUACUCAAUUGUUGACGCUGAAACAGGAGAUAGUUGGAUUUGGUUCCUGAGAUUGCUGGCUGAAAAUGUUUUUGGCGAUUUGGAACACAUUUGUAUUAUCUCGGAUAGGCAUGGUGGCAUCGACCAUGCAUUUCGGGAAGUACCUGAACUGGCCGAGCCGCGGGUCCAGCGUCGAUACUGCCUCCGACAUUUGUGGUCAAAUUUGAUGACCAAGUUUAAGAACAAGGAAUUAAAAAAUCUAUUUUGGCAGGCUGGUUGUGCUAUGGAUGUUCGGGGGUUUGAGGCGGUAAUGAGUAUAAUUCGGGCAACUGAUGAGGCGGCAUAUAAUUACUUGAUGGCAAUCCCUGCCCGGUUUUGGGCCCUAAGUCACGAUGGGGGAUUUAGACAUGGAUUGAUGACGACCAACAGCUCGGAAUCUUUCAACAACAGCCUAAAGCGUUGUCGUCUUCUGCCCGUCUCGGCUAUAGUGAAGCUAACGUACGAAAAAGCUGCUUUAAUGUUCGCCGAGAGGCGUACAGCUGGAAUGGUAAUGCAACAAGGGGGGUUGCAAUGGCCACGUAAUAUUCUUGAUGAGAUGUUGAAAAGGGAAAGCCACAAGUACCGCGCCAUUGUAAAACGCCAUGACGACCUUGACGGUAUUUAUUCGGUUGAGAUUGAAGGUGAUAUAAAUAGGUACGGGAGACCGAACUUCGUGGCGAUUAACAUCAACGAACAGGUUUGUAACUGUGGCCAGUGGUCUGUGGACGGACUGCCAUGCAUUCAUGCACAUGCGGCGUGUCAUUACGUUGGUAGAGUCCCCGAUGCUAUGGUUCUGGAUAAAUAUUCUCUUGCUAAGUAUCUCCUAACUUAUGAAGGAACCAUCAUGCCUUUAUUGUUUGAAAAUUAUUGGCCAGUCCCAUCUUUUACGACGUUGCCCCCAACAGUUCGACCUGCUGCUGGUCGACCAGGUCGUCGCGCGAGCACAAGAAUUCCGAACGAAAUGGAUUUGAGGGGAAAGCGUUGUAGUGUUUGUCGUUCAGCCAACCACGAUAUUAGACGAUGUCCACGAUUGCAAAGGGAUUAA